AUGGAUAUAGACACAAUAACUCCUGAAGAUUUUCUAGCUUCAGCCAAACAUUUUAUAGAAAUAUCAGAUAAAAUCCAUGAUGGGUGGCGAAUCUAUGAACAUAAAAAUGAAAUACAUAAGUCAUAUAUUAAAAAAGAGGCCUUUAUAACAUUCAAAUCACAAAAUGAAUUAUGUUUAUAUAAAAUAGAAUAUGUAAUAUUUUAUAAUUUGAGUUACGGAGUACCUUCCUUUAGUUUUAAUGUUUGGAAUUCCCCUGGAACUUUACUAAAGCUUGAAGAGAUUAGACAGAUGUGUUUUAUUCAAAUUACCAAGGAGGAAUUUUAUUCAGUCAUAACUCAACAGGAGCACCCUAUAUUUCAUCGGCCAUACUUCAUAAUGCAUCCAUGCCACACAGCACAGCUGCUAAAAGAGUUCAAGAACAAAUCAAGAAAUAUUGUAGUCACAUUUUUAGGCCUUAUUUCACCUUUGUUACGGCUUAAUUUGUCAUUAGAGUAUGGUUUGUAA
Parnassius mnemosyne (clouded apollo) is the source of this 504-nucleotide messenger RNA. The record is from the annotation of a GenBank genome assembly. NCBI's taxonomy places the organism in Eukaryota, Metazoa, Arthropoda, Insecta, Lepidoptera, Papilionidae.